ACAUAUUUCAAAAUUUGAAGUCUAUGUGACAUGUUAUUUGAAGUGUUUGUUAAACUAAAUAUAUUCAAAAAUGUCUGUAUUAUUUCAGACAGGAAAAUAUUGUCUUAGAAAAUCUUACAGUUAUAGCUUUUGUAAAUAUGUAUUGUUGAGAAAAAAAUCAGAUGUUCCUAGGAAAUUCAUAACUUUCGACGAGAUCGUAACCCAGAGAAGAGCUGAGGCACGACGCAGCCUUGUUGUACAAGUUAACUCUGAAUCAUCCUUUGACGAGUUGUAUGGUUAUUGCUCUAAGUAUAGCUCAAUAAAAGAUGUUUACCAUUAUAAGAAUUCAGGAGAAGAGCAUUUCAUGCUAAUAGAAUUUAGUUCAGAAGAAAAUCUUCAGAGUAUUCUGCAAUCAUGUUGUUCUCAUCAAAAAGACCUCGAAGUGAUGGCGGUGCAAUCCCCAUUUGUUUGGUUCCGAGCAGCAUCAGUUGCCAAACAGAAACUCACUGCCAAUGGACUGGAACUGAGAGUAAAAGACGGCAACAACAAACAUAGUGAAGAUUUGUUAUUUGAAGAUUUAAUGAAAUGUCAGACAGUGUCAGAACAAAUUCAGAUGUUGUAUGACAAAACUAUACUGAAUGAUGUAGGAGCUAGGCUGAGGUUCAUGGUGGCGAGACAGUUGGAGGUGAUACUGAGCAGCUUGUACACUAAUAUCCAAGUACUACCAUUUGGUUCCUCCGUUAAUGGUUUCGGUAAAAUGGGCUGUGAUUUGGAUUUAGUUCUGACAAACUCAUUGACUGAUGGAAUGAUGUCACCUUCAAAUCGCCUGGUGUACCAGGAGAAGAGGUCGGAGGGGAGUCGUGGUCCGUGGCAGCGUCACAUGGAGCUGGUGGGAGCGUUGUUGGAGCUGCGGGUCCCCGGGGCCACGAGGGUGCAGCGGAUACUCAACGCACGGGUGCCCAUUGUGAAGUACUCACAGGAACUUGUCGAUGUCGAUGUGGACCUCUGCUUCAAAAACAUGUCCGGCGUCUACAUGUCGGCCCUGCUGUACUCCCUGGGGGCGCUGGAUCCCGCGGGCCCGGCGUUGGCCGUCUCGGUCCGGCGCUGGGCCGCGGCGGUGCAACUCACGCAGCCUCACCCCGGCCGAUGGAUCACCAACUUCCCGCUCACACUCAUGGUGCUGUUCUUCCUCAUGACACAGAAGAUCCUGCCCACCUUCAGGUGUCUACUAGAAUGUGCCGGUAAGGAGGACGUCCGGCUCACCGAGGAUAACAUAAACUGUACGUUUGUCCGCGACCUGUCCCGCCUGCCUCCGCAUUCGUACCGACCUUCUUCGGACGACCUCCAAACUCUUCUGCUCAAAUUCUUCGAGUUCUACUCCCAGUUCGACUUCCAAGAGCACGCGAUAUCGGUCAUCGAAGGUAAACCGAUCAGGAAGCCCAACACCCUACCGCUGUACAUAGUCAACCCCCUGGAGCCGGCUCUCAACGUCAGCAGGAACGUCAGCUACGAGGAGUGCGAGAGACUCAAGAUGGAGGUGAGGAACGCGGCCUGGCAUCUGGAGGCGUGUCUCGACAACAACAGGGGAGACGACUGGGGAAUACUGGGCCUCGUGGAGAAGAAAACCACUAGGGGACUCAAGAAGCUGCUGCGGGCGGGGAACCAGCACAGGCUCGUGUCCGUCAAGGAUCUGUUCAAGGACGACGAGCAACCCGCGUCCGCCACGAGCCCCAGGAAGACACAUACCGACACCGACAGAGAAGGACAGUCCAGCGGGAGACAUCACAGACACGGGGCGGACGACAAACACGACAAAGUAAAACUCAAAAACACACAGACGGCGAAGGAAGUGUACCGGAUAAGGAGAGACAAACUGAUCUGAUGAAGGGCGGGAGAGAGAGAGAGAGAGAGAGUGAGUGGUGUGCUGACACGAGCUGGUGUCGUGGGAUGUAGGACGAAAAACGUUCGAUAUUUGUAAAUAAAAUGUUUAUUCAAAAUAUUCUUUAA
Danaus plexippus (monarch butterfly) is the source of this 1986-nucleotide messenger RNA. RefSeq names its product poly(A) RNA polymerase, mitochondrial-like. The transcript has 7 exons. The coding region runs from base 71 to 1861 and encodes 596 amino acids. The record is from RefSeq and is a predicted model, not a curated record. Gene Ontology annotation, molecular function: poly(A) RNA polymerase activity. NCBI's taxonomy places the organism in Eukaryota, Metazoa, Arthropoda, Insecta, Lepidoptera, Nymphalidae. Gene Ontology annotation, biological process: mitochondrial mRNA polyadenylation.